This is a messenger RNA of Tripterygium wilfordii, 11945 nucleotides long. RefSeq names its product protein SPIRRIG-like. The record is from RefSeq and is a predicted model, not a curated record. NCBI's taxonomy places the organism in Eukaryota, Viridiplantae, Streptophyta, Magnoliopsida, Celastrales, Celastraceae. Gene Ontology annotation, molecular function: protein binding. Bases 516 to 11348 code for a protein of 3610 amino acids. The transcript has 19 exons.
AGAGAGGAUAUAGAGCGAGAAACAAGGCGCGGAGAGGCCGUCCAAAAACUGACCGAGAGAGAAAUUGAGAGAGACUGACGGAAAGAGAGAGAAACUGCGGGAUUCUUCGUCUUUUCCUUUUCCUUCUUUGAUCAUCAUCGUCUUAGCUCUAACCCUGUUUUAGGGCUCGAAAAUCAAUUUCCUUAAUCAGAUACUUUAUAUUUUUGGAAAGACACGCAGAAGAGCAACUAAGAACACGUCGAGAAUCGAAGAAAAGAGGGAGCAUUAUAUACGAAUCUGCGGCUAUCCAAGGAACCAAUUCGGUUUAUUCGUCGAAGAUAUAUAUAAUCCAGCUGUAUACUUUCGGAUUUCUGUGGUUCUGUUUGGUAAAUUACAAUCGGUUUCUGGAGUUCUGAAAAUUUGGGAUGAGAUCCUUCUAGAUUGGGGUAUCUAGAAGGCUCGACGGUUCGGAUCUGUUGCGGUAGGGUGGUAGUGGUGGGGGUUGGGUUGGCGAAUCGUCGGAUGAGAGAGGCCGAAUGUUUGGAGGAACGAAAGGGAGAACGAUGAAAUGGGGGACAUUGCUUAAGGACUUCAGAGAGAAGGUCGGUUUAGCUCAAUCUCCCUCAACAGCUUCAGCUUCUGUGUCUGCUUCUUCUCCCUCUUCCUUACUAUCCAGUCACAUAAGCAAUGCCUCAUCGAUUCUUCAUGACUUUGUUCCUUCUCCUGCGAGGGACAAACAAGGAUUGGAAUUGGACUUCAAGAGAUUUUGGGAAGAGUUUCGUUCAUCCAGCUCCGAAAAGGAGAAAGAAGUGGCCCUGAAUUUGACGGUUGAUGCCUUUUGUAGAUUAGUGAAGCAGCACGCUAAUGUAGCUCAAUUAGUUACCAUGUUAGUCGAAACACAUAUAUUCUCUUUUGUUGUGGGAAGAGCAUUUGUAACUGAUAUUGAGAAGUUGAAAAUGAGAAGCAAAUCCAGAUCUUUGAAUGUAGUGCAAGUGCUGAGGUUUUUUUCUGAAGUGAACAAGGAUGGCAUCUGUCCAGGUUCAAAUUUGCUAAUGGCAGUAGAAGUUCUUGUAUCUGGGCCUAUUGACAAGCAAUCCCUCCUUGAUUCCGGGAUAUUAUGCUGUCUGAUUCAUAUUCUUAAUGCCUUUCUUGGUCCUGAUGAAGCCAAUCGAAGGCCAGAGGUCACUGAUUCUGAAGAUACUCACGCAUCUGAAAAAGGUCAUGGUGGUGAUGAUGGGCAAAUUCGCAGACUUGAGGUGGAAGGAAGUGUUGUGCAUAUUAUGAAAGCAUUGGCUAGCCAUCCAGCAGCAGCCCAGAGUUUGAUUGAGGAUAGUUCCCUUCAGUUGCUGUUUCAGAUGGUUGCUAAUGGCUCAUUAACUGUCUUCUCUCAGUACAAAGAAGGUCUUGUUCCACUGCAUUGCAUACAACUUCAUAGACACGCAAUGCAGAUACUUGGGCUUCUUUUAGGCAAUGACAAUGGUAGCACCGCCAAAUAUAUACGCAAACAUAAUCUGGUAAAAAUUCUCUUGAUGGCUGUUAAAGAUUUCAAUCCAGAUUGUGGUGAUCCUGCCUACACCAUGGGCAUUGUGGACCUGCUACUUGAAUGUGUAGAAUUGUCAUAUAGACAUGAGGCUGGUGGUGUUAGGUUAAGGGAGGAUAUACACAAUGCCCAUGGUUAUCAGUUUCUUGUUCAGUUUGCAUUAGUUCUGUCCUCCAUACCGCAGAAGCUAGAUGAUCAUUCUCUUUAUUCCAAGUCUACAUCUGACCUAACUUUUGCCACAGAUAGUGCUGAUGGUUUGAAUAAUUUACGGAAAGUUGACUUUGUGGAAAAUGAGGACUCCUUGUUCCAGAAUUUAUCUCCUGCUUUGUCUAGGUUGCUUGAUGUUCUUGUUAAUCUAGCUCAAACUGGUCCAGCUGAGUCUACAGGGUCUUCUGGGGCAAAAGAGUCCAAAUUCCCUCGGACCAAGGCUGGUAGUCAUAGCAGAAGCCGGACACCAUCCUCUGAUCGUCUUAUCGAUGAAAAUUGGGAGAAGGAUAAUGGCAAAGUUAAAGACCUUGAAGCAGUCCAAAUGUUGCAAGAUGUUUUUCUUAAAGCCGAUAGCAGGGAAGUGCAGGCAGAAGUGUUAAAUAGAAUGUUUAAAAUAUUCUCAAGCCAUCUUGAAAACUACAAAUUGUGUCAGCAAUUGCGAACGGUUCCUCUUUUUAUCCUAAAUAUGAAUGGAUUACCUCCAUAUUUACAAGAGAUAAUCUUGAAAAUUCUUGAAUAUACUGUGACUGUUGCAAACUGUGUUCCUGAGCAAGAGCUUCUUUCUCUUUGUUGCUUACUGCAGCAGUCGAUAACGUCAGAUCUAAAGCAUACCAUACUUUCUUUCUUCGUAAAACUACUGUCAUUUGAUCAACAAUAUAAGAAACUCCUGCGAGAAGUUGGUGUACUGGAAGUGUUAUUAGAUGAUCUGAAGCAGCACAAGUUUCUUUUGGGUCCAGAUCAAAAUCCUAAUCAGUUGGAAAGAAAAUCCAGCUCAAGUAGCUUCAAGAAACACUUGGACAGUAAGGAUGUUAUUAUUUCAUCACCGAAGUUACUUGAAUCUGGCUCAGGGAAGUUUCGAAUCUUUGAACUCGAUAGUACAAUUUCAGUUGCUUGGGAUUGUUUGGUGCUUUUGGUGAAGAAAGCUGAAGCCAAUCAAGCUUCAUUUCGUUCCGCCAAUGGCGUGACCGUUGUUCUUCCUUUUUUGGUUUCCAACGUACAUCGUCCUGGGGUUCUCCGGAUAUUGUCAUGUCUAAUAACGGAAGAUGUUUUACAGGUUCAUCCUGAGGAAUUAAGUGCGCUUGUUGAAAUUCUGAAGAGUGGAAUGGUUACAAGUGGUGAAGGACACCAGUAUAGGCUUCAAAGUGAUGCAAAAUGUGAUGCAAUGGGAGCUCUGUGGCGCGUGCUGGGAGCUAAUAGUUCUGCCCAGAGGGUUUUUGGUGAAGCCACAGGAUUUUCUCUUCUACUAACCACUCUCCAUGAUUUCCAAGGUGAUGGAGCACAAUCAGCAGAAUCCUCUUUAGGGGUUUGCAUCAAAGUGUUCACCUAUUUAUUGCGCCUUGUGACAAUUGGAGUAUGUGAUAAUGCCAUUAAUAGGACAAAAUUGCACUCUGUUAUAUCAUCCCACACUUUCUAUGAUCUUCUAUCUGAGUCUGGCUUGCUUUGUGUGGACUAUGAAAAGCAAGUAAUACAAUUGUUGUUAGAACUCGCUCUUGAAAUUGUGCUCCCACCUUUCUUGUCCUCUGAAAAUGCAACAUCAUCUGAUAGGGCUGGACACAAGUCUGCUGGUUUUCUUUUAGCUACCCCAUCUGGUCUGUUUAAUCCCGACAAAGAACGAGUUUAUAAUGCUGGUGCUCUUAGAGUUUUGAUCCGUUCAUUGAUGCUGUUUACUCCUAAGGUGCAGUUAGAAGUGCUAGAUCUUAUUGAGAAGCUAGCUCGUGCUGGCCCUUUCAAUCAGGAAAACCUCACAUCUAUAGGUUGUGUGGGACUUCUGCUGGAUAUAAUCCAACCAUUUCUUUCAGGCUCAUCUCCAUUACUGUCUCAUGCUUUAAAGAUUGUGGAAGUUCUGGGGGUAUAUAGGUUGUCUGCUUCGGAACUCAGAUUGCUUAUUAGAUACGUUGUCCAAAUGAGGCUGAUGAAUUCGGGUCAUGUACUUGUUGAUAUGAUGGAGAAGUUGAUUCUCAUGGAAGGUAUGGCCCCUGAAAAUGUUCCCUUGGCACCAUUUGUAGAGAUGGACAUGAGCAAGAUUGGGCAUGCAUCUGUUCAGGUGUCCUUGGGAGAAAGAUCUUGGCCUCCUGCUGCUGGUUAUUCUUUUGUCUGUUGGUUCCAGUUUCAAAAUUUGUUGAAACCACAAGCUAAGGAAACUGAGCCUUCAAAAUCUGGCUUAUAUCAGAGGAGGAGCAGCUCUAGUAGCCAGCACCGGGAUCGCACUAUUCUCCGAAUAUUUUCUGUUGGGGUGGCAAAAAAUGAAAACACAUUUUUCGCAGAAUUAUACCUUCAAGAAGAUGGUGUUCUCACCAUGUCUACCGGCAACUCAUGCUCCUUAUCAUUUUCUGGAUUAGAAUUGGAAGAAGAUCGGUGGCAUCACCUUGCAGUUGUACAUAGUAAACCAAAUGCUCUUGCUGGACUCUUCCAAGCUAGUUUUGCUUAUGUGUAUCUCGAUGGAAAGCUUAGGCACACAGGAAAACUAGGAUAUUCUCCUUCACCUGUUGGAAAACUUUUGCAAGUGACAAUUGGCACUCCUGUUGCUCGUGCUAGAGUUAGUGACUUAACAUGGAAGCUUCGAUCUUGCUAUCUUUUUGAGGAGGUUCUUUCGUCAGGAUGCAUAUGCUUUAUGUACAUUCUUGGCAGAGGGUAUAGAGGGCUCUUUCAAGACUCAGAUCUUCUACGCUUCGUCCCCAACCAGGCUUGUGGUGGUGGAAGUAUGGCCAUAUUGGACUCUUUAGAUGCUGAGUUGCUUUUAACCACGUCACAGAAAAUUGACUCUGCUAGCAAGCAAGGGGACUCUAGGGCUGAUGGCAGUGGCAUUGUCUGGGAUUUUGAGAGACUAGGAAACCUCUCUCUACUACUCCUGGGAAAGAAACUGAUAUUUGCAUUUGAUGGCACUUGCACAGAAGCUGUUAGAACAUCCGGGACUAUCUCUUUGCUUAAUCUGGUUGACCCUAUGUCUGCUGCUGCUUCUCCGAUUGGGGGUAUACCACGAUUUGGACGUCUUCAUGGGGAUAUCUAUGUCUGUCGACAAUGUGUGAUUGGUGAUACCAUCCGGCCAGUUGGAGGGAUGGCUGUCGUCUUGGCCCUUGUUGAAGCUGCUGAAACAAGGGAUAUGCUUUAUAUGUCACUCACAUUGCUUGCGCACACACUUCAUCAGAAUCCUCAGAACGUGAGAGACAUGCAAACAUACCGAGGAUAUCACUUGCUAGCUUUGUUUCUGCGUCGUAGAAUGUCGUUAUUUGACAUGCAAUCCCUUGAGAUCUUUUUCCAGAUUGCUGCAUGUGAAGCUUCAUUUUCUGAACCAAAGAAGUUAGAAAAUAAUCAAAUUACAUUUUUGCCUACUGCAACUCUACAGGAAGACAAUUUUGAGGAUCUUAGUUUGUCAAAAUUUCAUGAUGAAGUUUCUUCAGUUGGAUCUCCUGUAGAUAUGGAUGACUUUUCUGUGCAUAAAGAUUCAUUUAGUCCUAUUUCUGAGCUAGAAAAUGCUGACAUAUCUGUUGAAACUUUAAAUUGCAUUGUCUUGUCAAAUGCGGAUAUGGUUGAGCAUGUCUUGUUGGACUGGACGUUAUGGGUGAUAGCCCCGGUCUCUAUUCAAAUCGCACUGCUGGGGUUUCUUGAGCAUCUAGUUUCCAUGCACCGGUACCGGAAUCAUAAUCUUACAGUCCUUAGACGAAUCAACCUUGUACAACAUUUACUAGUGACUCUGCAGCGUGGUGAUGUUGAAGUUCCUGUUUUGGAGAAAUUGGUUGUAUUGCUUGGGGUGAUUUUAGAAGAUGGAUUUCUGGCUUCUGAACUUGAGCAUGUGGUUAGGUUUUUGAUUAUGACUUUUGAUCCACCUGAACUAAAACGACAUCAAAUAAUGCGAGAAUCGAUGGGGAAGCAUGUAAUUGUAAGGAGUAUGCUGUUGGAAAUGCUUAUUGAUUUGCAAGUCACAAUAAAAUCGGAAGAAUUGCUUGAGCAAUGGCAUAAGCUAGUCUCUUCCAAAUUGAUAACAUACUUUCUUGAUGAGGCUGUUCAUCCUACAAGCAUGAGAUGGAUUAUGACUCUUCUUGGUGUAUCUCUUGCUUCUUCUCCUACAUUUGCGCUAAAAUUUCGUACCAGUGGAGGUUAUCAAGGUCUGUUGAGGGUACUUCCAAGUUUUUAUGACUCUCCUGACAUAUACUACAUCUUGUUCUGUCUGAUAUUUGGAAAGCAUGUUUAUCCAAGACUACCUGAAGUCCGAAUGCUAGACUUCCAUGGCCUUAUCCCGAGUGAUGGAAGUUAUGUGGAGUUAAAGUUUGUGGAAUUACUGGAGUCUGUGAUUGCAAUGGCAAAAUCCACAUUUGAUAGGUUGAGCUUGCAGUCAAUGCUUGCCCACCAAACUGGCAACCUUUCCCAGGUUGGAGCUAGCCUAGUGGCAGAGCUUGUAGAGGGAAAUGCUGACAUGGCUGGGGAGCUGCAAGGUGAAGCUCUGAUGCAUAAAACCUAUGCAGCCCGCUUAAUGGGUGGGGAGGCAUCAGCUCCUGCUGCUGCAACUUCAGUCUUGAGAUUCAUGGUUGAUCUAGCAAAGAUGUGCCCCGCAUUUUCAGCUGUUUGCAGACGGACAGAAUUUCUUGAGAGCUGCAUUGACCUAUAUUUUUCUUGUAUUAGGGCGGUAUAUGCUGUGAAAAUGGCAAAGGAACUCUCUGAGAAAACAGAAGAGAAGAACUUAAAUGAUUGUGAAGAUACUUGUAGCUCUCAAAAUACAUUCUCUAGCUUGCCUCAUGAACAGGAACAGUCUUCCAAAACAUCAAUUGGUAUUGGAAGCUUCCCUCAGGGGCAGGUUAGUUCGUGUUCUGAGGACAUACCUUUGCCUUCAACUUAUACUGGUAAUGACAAAGAAGAGGUCAAGCUUCCUACUUCCAAGCAGGAAUUGAUCAAAUCAAUCCAAGAAGAUUCCCAAGCCAUUCAGCACUUGAAUGUUGAUACUGUAGCUCAGGUUUCUGCCCCCUUUGUUACAAAUGAUUUCAGCACUUGUAAUGAAAAGGGUAUCCUGGAUUCUGUCCAACAAAUUGAUUUCCAGAGUUCUUCAUCUCUUAAAUCACUAGAGUCCCCCAUUUUAUCUGAGAAGUCUGCUGCCAGAGUUCCACUUACACCUUCUUCAACUCCAGUUAUUGCAUUGACGUCUUGGCUGGGAAGUGCAAGCCAAAGGGAGUCCAGUGCUCCAGUAACUGGCACUCAUUCCAUGGACUCAUCCUUUUCUAUGAAUGAAUUUGAUCCAUCCUCAGAGUUGAAGUCUGAUUCCCAGGGACCUUCUGCUGCAAAUACAUUUUUUGCAGUUAGUUCUAAGCUGCUUCUUGAGGUCGAUGAUUCUGGUUAUGGGGGUGGACCGUUCUCUGCUGGAGCAACUGCCGUUUUAGAUUUUAUGGCAGAAGUUCUUUCAGAAUUUGUGACUGAGCAGAUGAAAGCUGCACAUGUCAUAGAGGCUGUUUUGGAAAUUGUUCCAUUACAUGUUGAUGCUGAAUGUGUGUUAGUUUUUCAGGGUUUGUGCCUUAGUCGACUGAUGAACUUCCUUGAAAGGCGUCUUGUACAAGAUGAUGAGGAAGACAAGAAAAGGCUAGAUAAGAGCCGAUGGUCCUCAAAUUUGGACACUCUGUGCUGGACGAUAGUGGAUCGCCUUUAUAUGGGUGCUUUACCUCGGCCUGCCGGUGUACUCAGAACUCUGGAGUUUUUGUUGUCAAUGUUACAGUUGGCAAAUAAAGAUGGUCGUAUUGAAGAAGCUGCUCCUUCGGGGAAGGGUCUUCUAUCUAUUGGAAGAGGAAGCAGGCAACUUGAUGCUUAUAUACAUUCGAUUCUUAAGAAUACAAACCGUACCAUACUAUACUGUUUUUUGCCGUCAUUCUUGGUCACCAUAGGAGAGGAGGAUCUACUGUCAUCAUUGGGUUUGCUUAUUGAAACUAAACGGAGGUUAUCCUUCAAUUAUUCACAAGAAGAUUCAGGAAUCGAUAUCUGCACAGUUUUACAGUUGUUAGUUGCAAACAGAAGAAUAAUCUUCUGUCCCAGCAAUCUUGAUACUGAUCUAAAUUGCUGUCUCUGUGUAAAUUUAGUGGCUCUUUUGCAUGAGCAAAGGCAGAAUGUACAGAACAUUGCAGUUGAUCUGAUUAAGUACCUAUUGGUGCAUCGCAGGGCUGCACUAGAAGACUUGCUAGUCUCUAAACCUAACCAAGGGCAGCAGCAGGAUGUUUUACACGGUGGUUUUGAUAAAUUGUUGACUGGGAGUUUGGCUGCUUUCUAUGAGUGGCUUCAGUGUUCUGAACAGAGUGUGAAUAAAGUGUUGGACCAGUGUGCUGUCAUUAUGUGGGUUCAGUAUAUUGCAGGGUCGGCAAAAUUCCCUGGUGUUAGAAUAAAAGGUAUGGAGGGUCGUCGUAAGAGGGAAAUGAUGAGAAGAUCACAAGAUACUUCAAAGUCAGACCAAAAACACUGGGAGCAGGUAAAUGAACGUAGAUAUGCGCUGGAACUGGUUCGUGAUGCAAUGUCAACCGAGCUGAGAGUAGUACGCCAAGAUAAGUAUGGAUGGGUUCUCCAUGCUGAAAGUGAGUGGCAAAACCUUCUUCGGCAAUUUGUACAUGAGCGUGGAAUCUUUCCAAUGCGUAAAUCCUCUGCAGCUGAAGAUCCUGAAUGGGAACUUUGUCCCAUUGAAGGUCCGUACAGGAUGCGCAAAAAGCUUGAGCGCUCAAAGUUGAAAAUUGACACAAUCCAAAAUGUUCUUGAUGUACAGUUUGAUAUAGGAGAAGCAGAGCUGUUCAAACGUAAACAUGAAGAUGGCCUCAGUGCUUCUGAUACCGACUCUGAAUCAAUUUUCCACCUAUUGAAUGACAGUGGCAAACAGAAUGGACUUCAUAGGGAUUUGUAUGAAGAUUCAUUUUUUAAAGAAUCAGGUGAUGUUAAAGAUGCAGCUUCUGUUAGGAGUGGAUGGCUCGAUGACAGAUCUAGUAGUGUAAAUGAUGCUAGUCUUCACUCCGCACUAGAGUUUGGUGCAAAGUCUAGUGCAGUCUCGCUACCUAUGACAGAUAACAUUCCAGCGAAAUCUGAUCUAGGCUCUCCAAGACAAUCAUCUUCGGCUAAAAUUGAUGAAGUCAAAGCUCCAGAGGAUAAAUCAGAUAAGGAACUAAAUGAUAAUGGUGAAUAUUUAAUUAGACCUUAUCUGGAACCUCUGGAAAAUAUACGAUUCAAAUAUAACUGUGAACGAGUUAUGGGCCUGGACAAACAUGAUGGCGUAUUUCUCAUAGGGGAACUCUGUUUAUAUGUGAUCGAGAAUGUUUACAUUGAUGAUUCUGGAUGUAUUUGUGAAAAGGAAUGUGAAGAUGAACUCUCUGUUAUCGAUCAGGCUUUGGGUGUAAAGAAGGAUGUGACUGGAAGUAUGGAUUUCCAGUCCAAGUCGCCUGUGUCCUUGGGGUCAACAGUAAAGACGAUGGUUGGGGGAAGGGCAUGGGCCUAUAGUGGUGGUGCAUGGGGAAAGGAGAGAGUGUGCUCUAGUGGUAAUUUACCUCAUCCUUGGCGCAUGUGGAAGCUUAAUAGUGUGCAUGAGAUUUUGAAACGUGAUUACCAGCUCCGUCCUGUCGCUGUUGAAAUAUUUAGCAUGGAUGGAUGCAAUGAUCUGCUGGUAUUCCACAAAAAAGAGAGAGAAGAAGCGUUCAAAAAUCUAGUUGCCAUGAAUCUUCCGCGAAACAGCAUGUUGGACACUACAAUUUCUGGAUCAAUGAAGCAAGAGAGCAAUGAGGGCAGUCGUCUUUUCAAGAUAAUGGCUAAAUCCUUCUCGAAAAGGUGGCAAAAUGGAGAAAUUAGCAAUUUCCAGUACCUCAUGCAUCUCAAUACCUUGGCAGGGCGUGGAUACAGUGAUCUAACCCAAUAUCCAGUGUUCCCAUGGGUUCUUGCAGAUUAUGAUAGUGAAAAUCUGGACUUCUCAGAUCCAAAAUCAUUUCGUAAGCUUGACAAGCCCAUGGGUUGUCAGACACCAGAGGGUGAAGAGGAAUUCAGGAAAAGAUAUGAAAGUUGGGAUGAUCCUGAAGUGCCAAAAUUUCAUUAUGGGUCCCAUUAUUCUAGUGCUGGGAUAGUCCUGUUCUAUCUUAUACGCCUGCCACCAUUCAGUAUAGAGAAUCAAAAGCUACAGGGUGGCCAAUUUGAUCAUGCUGAUCGUCUUUUCAAUAGUAUUAGAGAUACUUGGUUAAGUGCAGCUGGUAAAGGCAACACAUCAGAUGUGAAGGAAUUGGUUCCCGAGUUUUUUUAUAUGCCAGAGUUCCUGGGAAAUCUGUUUAAUCUCAACUUGGGAGAGAAACAAUCUGGAGAUAAGGUUGGUGAUGUCAUUUUACCUCCGUGGGCUAAAGGGAGUACUCGAGAGUUCAUUAAGAAGCAUCGGGAAGCUCUUGAAUCUGAUUAUGUUUCAGAAAAUCUGCAUCAUUGGAUUGACCUCAUUUUUGGAUAUAAACAGAGAGGGAAGGCCGCUGAAGAAGCUGUUAACGUGUUCUAUCAUUACACAUAUGAGGGGAGUGUGGAUAUAGACUCAGUUACAGAUCCUGCUAUGAAAGCCUCUAUUCUGGCACAAAUUAAUCACUUCGGCCAGACUCCCAAGCAGUUAUUCCUCAAACCCCAUGUAAAAAGGCGGCCGGACAGAAAGCUCCUUCCACAUCCACUUAAAUAUUCAUCCUAUCUUGUUCCACAUGAAAUACGCAAGAGCUCUUCUGCCAUAACCCAGAUUGUUACUGUUCAUGAGAAAAUUCUUCUGGCUGGGGCAAACAGUUUUCUUAAACCUAGAACAUAUACAAGAUAUGUUGCAUGGGGAUUUCCAGAUCGUAGCUUGAGAUUUAUGAGUUAUGAUCAAGAUAAGAUUCUCUCCACCCAUGAGAACCUUCAUGAGGGAAACCAGGUUCAGUGCGCUGGUGUUAGCCAUGAUGGUCAAAUUUUGGUUACAGGGGCUGAUGAUGGACUAGUGUCUGUUUGGAGAAUCAGUAAGGAUAGUCCCCGUGCCACACGACGCUUGCGGUUAGAAAAGGCUCUUUGUGCCCAUACUGCCAAAAUCACAUGUCUCGAUGUUUGCCAGCCUUACAUGUUAAUUGUGAGUGGAUCAGAUGACCACACUGUAAUUAUAUGGGACCUCAGCUCUUUGGUUUUUGUUAGGCAGCUCCCUGAGUUCCCUUCACCGGUUUCAGCACUUUAUGUGAAUGACUUGACCGGUGAGCUGGUAACAGCUGCUGGAAUUCAGCUUGCUAUUUGGAGCAUCAAUGGGGAUUGCCUUGCAGUUGUUAACACAUCCCAGCUGCCAUCUGAUUCUAUUCUCUCAGUGAGAAGUUGUAAAUUUUCUGAUUGGCUGGACACAAACUGGUACAUUACAGGACAUCAAAGUGGGGCUAUUAAGGUGUGGCAAAUGGCUCACAGCUCUGACCAAAUGAGUGCGCAAAGUAGAUCUUAUGGCAGUGGGAUGAGUGGGUUAGAUUUGGGUGAUAAAAUGCCGGAGUACAGGUUGGUUCUGCAUAAGGUACUGAAAUCACAUAAGCAUCCAGUUACUGCUCUUCACCUAACAAGUGACCUAAAACAAUUACUGAGUGGGGAUGCCGGUGGGUAUUUGCUAUCCUGGACACUUCCAGAUGAGAGCUUGAAAGCUUCAUUUAGUCAGGGGUGAGAAUAGAAAAGUUACUGUUGAAGUGGAUAAUUCAAGCCCUAGGAGUUCUCAUAUUUAUGGACAACCCAAUGUGGCUUUUUUGAGUCCUUCCUUUGCUAAGGAAAUGACAGAUGCUGUGUUCAUGAGACAUGGAAAGGCCAGCAGGGCUGGCCUAGGAUUGAAACGAGUUGAGCAAAGGAAGACAAUACUUCAUUUGACCUUGUGGAAAAGGUUUAUAUCGUUGACAAGCACAAGGCGUACCGCGACUUACACGCCUCGAGCCAUUGUCUUCUGGUUGAGAAGGACAAGUUACACGCCGCACAUUUUGUUGUAUUUUUGGGGAUUGGUUUUGCACAAGAAGAUCAAUUGACUAGGUUUUUUCUGAUGUAAAUAUAUGGAUUACUAGCAUUGUGAAAUUAAGUUGUAUAGUGGGAAGUCCACCGUGAGGGACUGGUAGAUGGAAGGACCUUGAUUGGGUCGAUUACUUACUCGAGUGUACAAGUUUUUUUUUUUCUUUCUUAAUUUUGUUAUUUUUGCAUAGUCAAACGGGUAUUGCCCAUUUCUUACAGUGAAAAUUGCUCUCUUUCUGUGGUUAAUCACAGAUCAUUUUCCCUAGAA